ACUACAGAUGACGGGGGAGAUUCAGCAGGAUCGUCAUGUCUCCUCCUGUUGAGGAUUAUUACUGCCGCCGGUUUCAGCCCAACACCUUCGACUCUUCCCGCUGCAGCACCUGCCUGCGUCCGGCUCACAUGCACCUCAGCAGCUCACAACAGGAUGGUUCACAAGAAGCUGAUGAUGAUGAUGAUUGCUCCCUGUCCGAGGUGACCACAAGUGCCAGCAGCAGCAGUGAUGACGUCAGCGGUGGUUGGACCUACGAGUGGAGUCUGGUCUACAGUCUGAGUCCUGAGUGGGAACUUGAUAUCUGUGACACUGACAUACAAUCCAGCUCUCCAAAUCAGUGGGACUGUCCAGAGAGGAGUAGAUCCCUCAGCGCAGAGAGGCACCAAAGAGAUAUGACCCGGUUGGACCCUUCUCCUCACCGUGGCACUGAAAGCUCCUGGAUGGAUGAGAGGAGGGGCAGAAACCAGUCCCGCCGGGCAUCAGAGUCCAGAAGAGACAGAGAACAGGAGAGCAGCUACCUCUCUCCUGACAGAAGGGCUGAUGGUGAGCGUCAGGAAAUCAAUAAACGGCAAUAUCGUUACUAUGAAAGGGGGCAUCCCCUCCCCAGCAAUUAUGUUCCGGAGCCCAAAGCCACUGUCCCCUACAGGAACGUCAACCUUGGUGUACCCUCACAGCGGAGAAACCUAGAGACAUAUAUGCUGGAAAGUUGGAGAAGUGAAUCCCCACAGAGGUACACGUACCACUCCAACUUCAGACGAGGAACUGACUCUCAGAUGAAUUCUCCAACACGUCACAGCUCUGUAAGCCCUGACCGAUACAAGUUAACUGAAUCUCCUUUGAGACACCAGAGAAGGAGCUCCCUCUCCAGGAGUCAGACUAGAUCUCACGUCUCAUCUCAUGGCUCCUCUCACUUUCCAUCACACGGUCCUUCUCGGCGUACAUCAGGCAGAUCCAGUCCGUCUCGCAGGAGAGGGUCUAUUGGCUCUCAGGCUGCCUCACCCUCUAGAGUCACUCCUUCUCACAAGCGCACAGAUUCCCUCCAUUUACAGAAUGGUGAAUAUGAAGCACAAAAGGGAUGCAGCCGAGAGUCAGGGAGUCCAUCACAAGCUUCAAACAAACACAGUUUGGACUCUGAGAAGCUGUAUAGGAACCUGGAGUCUAUCUCCCGCCGUGUCUCCUCAGCCAUUCAGCAGAACUCAUACAAGGGAUCUCAAGCAUCUCCUCGAACUAGAACAGCUGUCAACAGCUCGGUCAACACUCGUUCACACAACAGCCGUGAGGUAUCACCAUCUAGGGAUGGCUACGGUACACACAGCCACACCCCACAGAGGGAGCUCUGCUCCAGAGACAGCAGACUCAGCCCUUCUCAAGCCUCCUGGAAGGGGUCCUCACACUCCAUACUCAGCCUCCCACCUUCAUGUGGUUCCUCCACAUCGAGACAGGGUGCAGACUCUCAGGUGCUUGGUGGUUCACUGUCCCAUGUUGCAAUCACAGAAACUGAUAAGGGCAAUGAGGGAAAUGUUCGAGUCAUCGGUGACAGAAGCAGGAGCAACAUAAGGCGAGGGAUGGAGGCCCUGCUGAUCUCUGAACCCAGGAAGGAUACAGUGGAAGUAGAGGAGGUGGUGAUGACGAUGGAGGACUACAUAAUGCUGGCUGAUAUUCCAAAAAUCCAGCUGGAGUCAGAAGAAGAGUUUCCAACACUGAGGAGGCGGAACCAGAGUCCCAGCCCAUGCAGGGACCAGAGGCUCAGGACACCCAGGUAUCAAGAGGAAAUAGACAUCUACAGUUCAAGGCUGGAGUCAGAUGAGAGAGGAAGAGGCAGAGAGAGAGGCCGAGACAGACGAGAGAAAUGUCGGGACUCUGAGAGUGGACGAUCAUCUCGAAGACAGUCAACAGCAUCUCUUCACACACAGAGUUCAGAUAAUCAAAGCAGGAAGCAAAGAUCUUCAGAGGCGAAGGAGCGAGCUCCUCUUGAACGUCCGCAGACACAGGGCUGGAUGUCCAGACUGGAUGAACAUGGCAAGUGGAGGAAACACUGGUUUGUUCUGAUUGAUGCUUCACUGAGGUACUACAGAGACUCAGAGGCUGAGGAGUCAGACGAUUUGGACGGAGAGAUCGACCUGACAUCCUGUGUGAACGUAUCAGACUGUGAUGUGGAGAAGAACUAUGGACUGCAGAUACAAACAAAGAGGGCAGUGUUCACUCUUUCUGCUAUGACCUCCAGAAUACGGCGGAACUGGGUGAAGUUACUAAAGCAGGCGAUCCAUAACAACACACACAAAUCAGGCACCGGCAGCGAGAAAAACAACCCCCUCUCCCGGAGACCGUCGUCAUGCCAACCCCCUGCUCGGUUCACCUGUAAGGACUCCGGCUUUCAACCUCCGAGUUCCUCCACCGCAGCUGCAAACUCCCAUCAGGCCGACCACCAGCACCAGGCUGCAGACAGGGAUCUGGACGCGGACGUGUCUCCGGCCACUCAGAGGGAAGAAGGGGAGGGCUGGGACCGCGAGCAAGCCAAGCGAUUGGAGGAGAGGAACAAGUGGUUUGAGGAGGGGAUCCACUUCGGUGAGAUGGGAAGCAGGUGGGACUUAAUGGAGCUGAAAAAGGGGAGUAUACCUGUGCCUGUAAUUGAAACCAUGGACUCAGAGGUCAACAGGAAGUGGACAGAAUUUGAGAGGCUGUCGUUUAGGGACAUGAGCGCGCAGUCUCUCAUUGGAACCCAGGCUUAUGAGUCAAGCACCCCACAGCCAUCCCAGUCUCUUGUUAGCCCUCAGACUUACCAAUCGAGCCCCGGAGAGGCCGAACAGUCUGUCACCGGGUCGCAAACUGAUACAUCAAGCUCAAAGGGGGCUCUUCCAUCUUUAAACAGUGCCCAAACCAUUCAAACAAAUAAAGCUGAAGCCCUUCAGAAGGAGGCCCUCUCUCUUCGAAAGCAAGUGGAGAGCAUUAAGAGGGAGCGCACAGCCAUGGGGAUAGAGGUGGACAGCCCGUGCAGCCCCGGGGCCCCCUGUAGGGCCAGGCUGGAAGCCAUGGAAGCAGCCCAUCGGAAAGCACUGCAGGAGCUGCAGGAGAAGCACACUCAGGAGAUCAGGGAGCUGGAGGGAGAGAGAGACAAGAUGCUGCAGGAGGAGAGCCAAGCAGCUGCUAAAGCUAUGGAGGCGCUGAGAGCAGCUCACAGAGAGGAGCUGGAGAGAGAGGUGGAAAAGGCCAGGAGGUUGUCUGGGGGAGCCGCACACGUGGACGCUUCAUACAGAGGGCACAUGCCCCAGGCGGACGUCUUGCACAGUGAGUUAGAUGUUCUGUCAGAACGCUACUCUCAGAAGUGCCUGGAGCUGAGCCGCACCGAGCAGAGCAGCAAGAGCAGAGAGACUGAGCUGGGAUGCAAAGAGAGGGAGCUGCGGCAGCUCAAGAGAGAGAACCAGGAGCUUAAGGCCAAGCUGGCGGAAGAGAUUAGCCGCAUGCGUUAUUUCAUCACAGGACAGAGGUCAGACGUGGUGUCUACUGGCAGCACCGAGCGCACUGCUUCGGAAGUAGAGACGCUAUUAAGAGCCAAAGAAAAUGAGGUGCAGUAUCUUAAGAAAGAAAUCAGCUGUCUACAGAGUGAAGUCCAGUCUCUUACUAAGGAUAAGGAGGCAGCUUAUGAGCGUUAUAAAGAGGCCUACGUAGAGCUGAGUGACAUGAAGGGUCGUAGCCAGUUGGAGAAAAUCUCCCUCAAUGAACACUUGAGACUGGCGAAUGCUGCGCUACAGGAGGGGGCGAGAGACACCUGACCGAUGAAGACAACUGUUAGAAAUGACCUUUAAGGACAAAGAAAGUCAGCCAGUAGAAAACAUAAACAAUUAUAUUAUAAGUGUUGUUAUGGUUCUGGCUGAUAAAUUAUUUAGAGAGCUUGUUGUAACUUUUAUGAUUAUGUAUUAAAUGGAAAUCACCAUUGAAAGACUGUUUUCUGUUCAAAUGAAAUAACAACAAGUGUUUUUUUCCAUG
Molecule: messenger RNA, 3984 nt
Organism: Thunnus maccoyii (southern bluefin tuna)
Lineage: Eukaryota; Metazoa; Chordata; Actinopteri; Scombriformes; Scombridae
Product: TRIO and F-actin-binding protein-like
Exons: 18
Coding region: 36-3770 (1244 amino acids)
Biological process (GO): positive regulation of substrate adhesion-dependent cell spreading; actin filament organization
Cellular component (GO): actin cytoskeleton
Molecular function (GO): actin filament binding
Source: RefSeq, a predicted model, not a curated record